Molecule: messenger RNA, 360 nt
Organism: Nestor notabilis (Kea)
Lineage: Eukaryota; Metazoa; Chordata; Aves; Psittaciformes; Psittacidae
Product: alpha-tocopherol transfer protein-like
Exons: 3
Cellular component (GO): membrane
Molecular function (GO): phosphatidylinositol bisphosphate binding
Source: RefSeq, a predicted model, not a curated record
AUGAAGGUUACGUUACUGAAGAAUUACCAGAAGUGGAGAAUUGAAUGCCCAGAAAUAAGUGCAGAUUUACGACCAUCUUCUGUUCUUGGUCUCUUACUUGCUGGCUAUCAUGGAGUCCUGAGAUCAAGGGAUCCACAUGGAAGCAAAGUUCUAAUAUACAGAAUUGGACAGUGGGAUCCCAAGUUAUUUACAGCAUACGAUGUAUUUCGUGUAAGUCUCAUCACAUCUGAACUCAUUGUAAAGGAGACUGAGACUCAGCGGAAUGGAGUCAAGGCUAUCUUUGAUCUUCAAGGGUGGCGAUUUGCUCAUGCAUUUCAGAUCAGUCCAGCAGUGGCCAAGAAAAUUGCUGCUGUUCUGACA